AUGGCUGGGGCUCUCGGUGGCUUCAAUACACAUGCCAGAUACAUCAUCUCUGCAAUCUACAUCACUGCCUACCAAGACCCAGCUCAGAAUGUGGAGAGAUCUCACUACAUUACCGUGAUGGAACCCAUCAACGGUGGACAAGAUCUUCACGUGUCUGUCACCAUGCCUUCCAUUGAGUUUGGUACGAGAACCACCAGGAUCUUGGCCAUCAGCGCCGUCAUCGGCUCUGGCAGCCUUCUCUUCUUUCAGCAACAACCUCUGCAACACGGUUGCGAUCGUCCGGAAUCCACCAUGAUCCCUUCACUUCCCACAAAUGCGAGCCGCGACGUCUGCUCCCUUGUCUGCAAGCAUUGUCUCGCUCUCAAGCGGCCUUGA
Messenger RNA from Pyrus x bretschneideri (Chinese white pear), 375 nucleotides. Its product is annotated as 3-hydroxy-3-methylglutaryl-coenzyme A reductase 2-like. Lineage: Eukaryota; Viridiplantae; Streptophyta; Magnoliopsida; Rosales; Rosaceae. Gene Ontology annotation, molecular function: hydroxymethylglutaryl-CoA reductase (NADPH) activity. Gene Ontology annotation, cellular component: endoplasmic reticulum membrane; peroxisomal membrane. The transcript has 2 exons. The record is from RefSeq and is a predicted model, not a curated record. The coding region runs from base 1 to 375 and encodes 124 amino acids. Gene Ontology annotation, biological process: sterol biosynthetic process; isoprenoid biosynthetic process; coenzyme A metabolic process.